Molecule: messenger RNA, 794 nt
Organism: Periophthalmus magnuspinnatus
Lineage: Eukaryota; Metazoa; Chordata; Actinopteri; Gobiiformes; Gobiidae
Product: dual specificity protein phosphatase 14
Exons: 2
Coding region: 36-794 (252 amino acids)
Biological process (GO): protein dephosphorylation
Cellular component (GO): cytoplasm
Molecular function (GO): MAP kinase tyrosine/serine/threonine phosphatase activity
Source: RefSeq, a predicted model, not a curated record
GACCUGAAGGACCCAGUAAGAGGAGCUGGAGCAAAAUGGCGCUCUCAGAGAUCACGCCCUCGUUAUUCCUCAGCGGGUCGGACGGUGCUCAGAAUGGGUCUCUGGUGUCACGAAAGGGCAUCACACUCAUUGUGAACGCGACCCUGGCUCACCCCUCUCCCCCCCUGCCAGGCGUGGAGGUGCUACGUGUGCCUGUCUCCGACCUGCCGUCGGCACCACUGCACCAACACUUCGACCGUGUGGCCGAGCGUAUCCAUAGCAACAGCGGGAAGACACUGGUGCAUUGUGCGGCCGGAAUGAGCCGCUCGCCGGCACUUGUCAUGGCGUACCUCAUGCGGUUUAGGGGCGUGUCCCUCCAACAGGCACACGCCCUAGUCAGAGAGCGCCGGCCGCACAUCCGCCUCAACCGCGGCUUCUGGCAGCAGCUCCUGACCUACGAGAGGAGGCUGUACGGGAGCAACAGUGUCCGACUGGCAGAGGACACUGACGAGGGCGGGGUGUCAGCAACCACGAAGAGUCUGGGGCAGCUCCGCCCACAGCCCAAGCACAGCACUGCUACAGCAACCAGAGGUCACCAGCUCCUCUCCUUUAGGUCCCCACUGACCUCUGACCUCAGACCCUCUCUGACCUCCACUCUUUCCUCCCUCAGACCGCCCUCCUCCCCCCUCCUUUCUCGCAGGGGGUCUCUAAGCUCCGCCCCUCUCUCUCCGCAGCUGAGGGGGGCGGAGCUUUUCUCUCACAGGAAGUGUCCGGGGCAGGUCCCUCCCUCUCCACCGCCGAGACGCAGAAAGUGA